GAAGGGUCAGAGGUCACGCCCCGCCCUCCGACGGAUGCAACAUGGCGACGCCGAGCUGGGGCCGCGCCGCCUCGCGGAGCCGGGCAUGGCAGCUGCUGGGUGCGGCCAGGCGGGGCAGCAGCCAUGGAACCGGGGACUCGCCGGCCACGGGCGUCUCGCCCCCGGAGCCAGAGAAGCGGCCGAGCAGCCGCACCGGCGCGCAGCAGGUGCAUUCAAAGAACGUGGAAUCCUUUGCAUCCAUGUUGAGACACUCUCCUUUAGUUCAGAUGGGGCCUGCCAAAGACAAAAUUGUCCUUGGUCAAAUCUUCCACAUUGUAGAAGAUGAUCUUUAUAUAGAUUUCGGUGGCAAGUUUCACUGUGUGUGCAACCGACCAGAAGUAGAUGGAGAAAAAUAUCAAAAAGGAUCCAGAGUGCGUCUGAGACUGGUGGACCUGGAACUCACAUCUAGAUUCUUGGGAGCAAAAACAGAUACAACUUUACUGGAGGCUGAUGCAGUGCUGCUAGGGCUCCUGGAAAGCAGAGAAAUAAGGCAAAAGGAGUAAAGUUAUGUAAAUCAAUCAAUCAAUAAACUGUAGAUGUUUAACAUUUCAUUUGUACAACUUGCUUGUUCUCAGAAAGAAAAUAUUAGGAUUCUUCCCUCACGGUUGUGUAAAUUGUAAGGUAAAUUAAAUAAAAGGCAUC
Terrapene triunguis (Three-toed box turtle) is the source of this 681-nucleotide messenger RNA. It is a transcript of the gene MRPS28, whose product is annotated as mitochondrial ribosomal protein S28. The record is from RefSeq and is a predicted model, not a curated record. Lineage: Eukaryota; Metazoa; Chordata; Testudines; Emydidae. Gene Ontology annotation, cellular component: mitochondrial small ribosomal subunit. Bases 42 to 542 code for a protein of 166 amino acids. The transcript is spliced from 3 exons.